This is a messenger RNA of Lynx canadensis (Canada lynx), 792 nucleotides long. Its product is annotated as protein argonaute 14-like. The record is from RefSeq and is a predicted model, not a curated record. NCBI's taxonomy places the organism in Eukaryota, Metazoa, Chordata, Mammalia, Carnivora, Felidae. Bases 1 to 792 code for a protein of 263 amino acids. The transcript is spliced from 4 exons.
AUGGCUGGGCGACUGGGCCGGGACGCGCCCUUCCCCACGUUCAGUGCGAGCGGCCGGAGGGAGGCCGUGGACGCCGCCGGCGGGGCCGUAACAGCCACCGCCUUAAGCGCGCGUCCGCGCCAGACAGGUGGCCCAGGCGGUGGUCGGCGACUCGGAGUACCACCACUUCCGCUACCGGAUCCCGCCGGCGCGCGUGCGCCUCCUGGAGGUGGGCGGGGACCUGCAGCUGCAGUCGGUGAAGAUCUUCUGAGCCUCCGGGCGGGCGGCGGGGUCGGGGGUCGGGGGUCCGGGGUCCGGGGUCCCGGGCGCGGGAGGGCAAAUAAAGUUUCAGCCCGCGUGUGUGCGCCCCGUCUGUGCCCGGGUGUCCUUCGUCUGGACGCGGAGAGCAGGUUCAGAGCGGGGAAGACGCUGACGAAGGGUCAGAGCGAUGCCGCGGCCGGGGCGGGAGUGGGGCCCCGCGGCCUCGGAGGGCAGUCUGUGGCCGGGACGCCUCCGGAGGGUCGCGAUCGGGUGGGGGUGGGCGUUGGCUGGUGUCCAGCGGCGCUUUUCCGGGCGGCCCGGCCCGGCCCGGCGGUCGUGCGGUGGCGACAGCUGAUGGGGGUUUGGAGCGGGCUCAAGCUCCCCUCGGUGCCCCCUCUGAGGAACAUCGGAGCUCCGAGCUGCUGCGUCUGCAAACGGGCGAACGAGUCUCCGCACGUCUGGUCCCUGAGACCCCGAAAUGGACCCGUCUCCCUCAGCCGUGGGAAGGAGCCCCGCCGGGUGGCAGCGCUCCAGCGUCGCAUGAUAGGCUAG